AAAACACGAUUUCAUAUAAAAAAGGAGUGCAGAAGAGGAGAAAAGGAGACUAGGGUUUGAGAUCAAGGGUGUGCUCGGAAUCCAAGAUCAGAUGGAAGCAGCUGCAUCGGAGAAGAAGGAAGCCGAGAGCAAGAUUUCCGCCAUCCGACACGCUCAAUCAGUUGGCGAUCUCCCAUCUGCAGAUAGAGAGGCCGAAGAAGAGCGCCGACGCCAACAAGAACGGGACCUCAAAGCCGGUUUACACCCUCUCAAGCACAAGUUUGUUUUCUGGUACACUCGUCGGACGCCCGGUGUUCGAAGUCAAACAUCAUAUGAAGACAACAUAAAGAAAAUAGUGGACUUUAGUACGGUUGAAGGUUUUUGGGUCUGCUAUUGCCAUUUGGCUCGUCCAUCAUCUUUGCCAGUCCCAACUGAUUUGCAUAUUUUCAAGGAGGGAAUUCGCCCGCUAUGGGAGGAUUCUGCUAACUGCAAUGGUGGCAAGUGGAUAAUACGAUUCAAAAAGGCUGUCUCAGGUCGUUUUUGGGAGGAUUUGGUUCUAGCAUUAGUUGGUGACCAACUUGAUUAUGGUGACAACAUCUGUGGUGUGGUACUUAGCAUUCGGUUCAAUGAAGACAUAUUGAGUGUGUGGAACCACAAUGCAUCUGAUAAUCAGGCAGUGAUGGCUUUAAGAGAUUCAAUAAAGCGGCACUUAAAGCUUCCCCCUAGCUAUGUGAUGGAGUAUAAACCCCAUGAUGCUUCUGUGCGUGACAACUCUUCGUAUAGAAACACUUGGUUGAGAGGAUAGGAAGGACACCCAGCGUAUUCUCUCAUUUUGCAGCCUUGGUAAUAUAGCAGCAGAGGUUGCAAAGACAAGCAAGUUCUUGUGUUGUCUCUACGGUGGGUUGCUUGCUCUUGCUUCACUUGAAGAUCGUGGAUCACAACCAGUUAACCCUGUAAAGGACCUAGCAACUCUCUGGUAUGUAUCGGCGAUGCUAUUCUUUCCAAGAUAUAAUCAAGUUCGUGUUAUCGUCAUGUUAAACAUUUUGUUUUUGGGACCAUUUACUGGGUUUAUCUUUGUUUCAACUGGUAUAACUCCUUCCAUAUCCUGCCUAUUAUGGUUGAUUUUCACAAGUAUUUCUAAGCUGUAGUUUCCAGCCUUCUACUACAUGUGAGCAUUUGCCAAUACAUGUGGCCGAGGCCUGACACACAUACCCUAAUGAUGUAUAAUGUAGGAUGGUAAAUUGCAAUUACCACCUUUAAGGUUUGUCCUAAUUGCAGGAAUAUCCUUUAUGUUUUGAAAUAGCAAUAAUCUUUUCUGCUAUUAAGAUCAUUUUACCCUUCAUUUUC
Messenger RNA from Diospyros lotus (date-plum), 1326 nucleotides. Its product is annotated as eukaryotic translation initiation factor NCBP. The transcript has 6 exons. Gene Ontology annotation, cellular component: eukaryotic translation initiation factor 4F complex; cytoplasm. The record is from RefSeq and is a predicted model, not a curated record. Gene Ontology annotation, molecular function: RNA 7-methylguanosine cap binding; translation initiation factor activity. Gene Ontology annotation, biological process: translational initiation. The coding region runs from base 92 to 784 and encodes 230 amino acids. Lineage: Eukaryota; Viridiplantae; Streptophyta; Magnoliopsida; Ericales; Ebenaceae.